AUGCAUUCGGAAGAAGAUUCGAAAAUGGAAGACGAAGAAAUGCCUCGCACAGAAAGUUGGAAUUAUAAAAAGAAAAUUGAAUUGACGAUGUUACCCUUCUUGAAAAAGGCCUAUAAACACGUAGCGGAGAAGCAAAUCGACUAUGAAGAAGAUAAACCGACGACAGAAAGGUCGAGACCUAUUCAUCCGAACGAAAUGAUAUUUCCCUUGAUUUAUCGACAAAAUCACAUUAAUAGUAUGUUCAAGUUUGGAGACAAUUGGUACACUUGGUCGACGGAGAAACGGACGGACGGUUCGAAAGCUAUUAACUACUACAUUUGCUAUGACGAACCGAAACAUUGCGAUGAAGUUGGAUGGGAACGCACAGAUAAUUUGCCGAAAUGUGCUUUCCAAAUAGACUCCUUAAUGUCAGACGACCGCGCUUGCCUUAACACAUUUGGAGUGGAGCCACAUACAAACGGCGUAUGCGACGGCGGUGAACAAAUGAAGGUCAGCGAUAUCGUCCGUUCGUGCGGACCACGGAUAAGGUCUCUGUGGCGUUUCUUCCGUGUUGCUCGAAGACCAGCUAACGCUGCAAAACCAGCCGACGUUAACUCACUUAUAUGCGAAGAUGAAGAGGAAUGUUAUAUCACUAUCGAAUACAGAAUUCACCACGACCGAAUAACCUUUUCGCUUCACGAACCAACGAGGGGACAAACUUUUAAAAGCGCUCUAAAACGCGACAUUCUUACUGAGGAGGACAAUAAAGUGAUUGUCACUACAGAGCAUCCUAGAAGUAAUCACAGAUCGAAAUCUCGUGACGAAGAGCAACGGAAAAAAUUCCACAUGAGAUCUAGAAAGAAGGUGCAAGAAGGCAAGGGAGUGCUGAAAGAAAAUACCUCAGGAUACGCACAUAGAAGGACUCUUAAAAAUAAAAUCAAACUGAAAGACGAAAACAUAUCUGAAGAUGUCUCCGAAUAA
Leptosia nina is the source of this 960-nucleotide messenger RNA. The record is from the annotation of a GenBank genome assembly. Lineage: Eukaryota; Metazoa; Arthropoda; Insecta; Lepidoptera; Pieridae.